Panicum virgatum (switchgrass) is the source of this 1722-nucleotide messenger RNA. RefSeq names its product GDSL esterase/lipase At5g45910-like. NCBI's taxonomy places the organism in Eukaryota, Viridiplantae, Streptophyta, Magnoliopsida, Poales, Poaceae. The coding region runs from base 218 to 1516 and encodes 432 amino acids. The transcript has 5 exons. Gene Ontology annotation, molecular function: hydrolase activity, acting on ester bonds. The record is from RefSeq and is a predicted model, not a curated record.
GAAAGAUAGUCUGACCCGGUGGUUGUUGGAUAAUCGACCGUACGGUCUCAUCUUAACGGGCGACCGUAAGCUAGGCAGCCCCGUGUCGAGGUGUGCCGUGUGAAGGUGAACGUGAACCCUUCAACGUUUUGGUACAAACAGAGCUAGCAGUCCAUGGACUAGCUGAAGGUUAUAGGGAUCGCUCCGAUGUUUUUAAACUUCUCUUCUCAUAUUUUGCAUGAUUUUUCUACGACUCCAUGUCGACCCCACCAAACAAAUUCCACUUUAUUUAUCGUCCGUUGACAACUUUGACACCAUCCUGCCCGACCCGUUCGUUGUCACCGUCGCCAAGAUGAGCUGGCGCUUGCCGUGCGCCGCGGCACUACUGCUCCUCCUCCACCUCGCGGCGCUGGGACCGGCCGCCUCGGCGGGCAGCCGCCUCCGGCGCUACGACUCCAUCUUCAGCUUCGGCGACUCCUUCGCCGAUACCGGCAACAAGCCCAUCGCCUUCGCGCGGUACUCCGUCCCCGUCACCGUCAUGCGGCCGCCCUACGGCGAGGCCUUCUUCGGUCGCCCCACCGGCCGCACCACCGACGGCCGGGUCAUCCUCGACCUCGCUGCCCAAGCCCUGGGCCUGCCGCUCGUCCCGCCGUCCCUGGCUCGCGACGGCCGCUCCUUCCGUCAAGGCGCCAACUUCGCCGUCGCCGGCGCCACCACUCUGAACUCCGAGUUCUACCACGCGAGGGGCAUCCCCGGCGGCGCCAGCAAGCUGCCUAUCAACACCAGCCUGAGCGUGCAGCUGGAGUGGUUUGAGGCGCUGGAGCCUUCGCUGUGCGCCACAUCCCAAGAGUGCGAGGAGUUCUUCGGCAGAUCCCUCUUUUUCGUGGGCGAGUUCGGGGUCAACGACUACCACCUGUCUCUGAAAAAGCUUAGCGUGCAGCAGGUCCGACCGCUUGUUCCUGACGUGAUCCAGACAAUCUCAAUGGCCAUCGAGAGGCUGAUCGUCAAGCACGGCGCGACGAGCUUGGUGGUUCCCGGGGUGAUCCCGUCAGGAUGCUCGCCGCCGAUCCUGACGCUAUUCGCCGGCCGUGCCGGCGCAGCAGACUACGACUCUGAGACAGGUUGCCUCAAGGAGAUCAACGAGCUCGGGAAGCAUCACAACUCGCUGCUCAAGGACGCCCUGCGCAAGCUCCGGGCCAAGCACCCGCAUGCCAGGAUCAUCUACGCCGAUUUCUUCGGCCCGAUCAUGGAGAUGGUGGAGUCGCCUGGCAGAUUCGGGUUCAGAGAAGAUGUUCUGACGGUCUGCUGCGGCGGCCCCGGGAGGUACAACUACAACGACAGCGUCGCCUGCGGUGAUGCGGAUGCAACUCCGUGCACCGACCCAUCUGGUUCCCUGUACUGGGACGGCGUCCAUUUGACAGAGGCCGGUUACCGGCACGUGGCCGACGGCUGGGUAAGGAGCAUUCACUCUUCCGACAGUGCUAGCAGCGGCGAGAGGGGCAAAGCGAGCGCGUCAACUCAUGGAUCACCCCAAUGACCUGGCCCUGAGAUUGUACGUGAUAAUUUAGUAAAUUUGGUUAUUCAAGAUGUUAGUUUGUUCUUCUAAGAAUCCAUGUUUGCUUGUUUAUUUGUUUUUUUUACCAAAUUUGUAAAAAGCCCGAAUAAUUGGCUGGUAACGGCUGGAAGAUUGGUAUACUUUCUGAGUCUGCUUUACGAAAUGCUUUGCCAGGGUUUGUGCUUCUA